CUGGAAGUUACACACCCAGCACUGUGUUUGAUUUGUUGGAUUGCCUUGUGAGACGAUGGAUUUAGCUGGUUAACAACUGCAUUAGCAAGCCACACCGAGUUUCUGAUCGCAGAUCCAGCAAGUGGGAGAUAGUCCUGCAAAAUGUGAUCAUUGCACCUCGCCAGGUACCCAUCGGGGUAACACAGGAUAAUCCAUUUGGAAUGUUCACAAAGAAUGGAGAGCCAGCUACAAGUGCUGUUAUUGUCCAGAUGAGUCAUGUGUAAAUAGAAGGCCAUCACAAUAUCUACUAAGCUCUGCAUAUAACAAGACUUUUCACAAAAAUAAUUCAACAUGGCGAAGACGACCAGAAAGCAAAAUUAGAAAAUUCCAGUGGCAGAGGAAGAUGAAUCUUACCAAUUGCACAACAGAAUCCAUCACAAGCAAAUCAAAAACAGUCACUGAAAAAAUGCUUAUUUCAUUAACUUUGGCAGUCAUAACUAUACUAACUACAUUAUUAAACUCUGCCGUUAUUCUUGCAAUUUGCACUACCAAGAAAUUACAUCAGCCAGCAAACUACUUAAUAUGCUCAUUGGCUGUUACUGAUUUUCUUGUUGCCAUUUUAGUGAUGCCUUUAAGCAUUGCGUACAUAGUUAUGGAUACAUGGACCCUUGGCUAUGUCAUAUGUGAGAUAUGGCUGAGUAUUGACAUGACAUGCUGCACUUGCUCAAUACUCCAUCUAUGUGUCAUUGCACUAGACCGAUACUGGGCCAUCACUGAUGCUAUUGAAUACGCCAGGAAACGAACAGCCAGACGAGCUGGAAUAAUGAUAUUAACAGUGUGGACAAUUUCUAUUUUUAUUUCCCUUCCACCCUUGUUUUGGAGAAAUCAUCACAACAUAAGUACCCCAAGUAGAUGUAUAAUUCAACAUGACCAUGUAAUUUACACAAUAUAUUCCACUUUUGGUGCAUUUUAUAUCCCCUUGACUUUAAUACUCAUUUUGUACUAUAGAAUUUACCAUGCUGCAAAGAGCCUUUACCAAAAGAGAGGCUCAAGCCGACACUUGAGUAAUCGGAGCAACGAUAGUCAAAACUCGUUCGCCCAUUGCAAACUCACACAGACGUUCUGUGUGUCUGAUUUUUCCACAUCAGAUCCCACAAUGGAAUUUGAGAAGAUUAACACAUAUGCGAGAACACCACCCUAUGAUAAUGACAUAGAGUUGGUUGGGGAUCGGCAACAACAAAUAUCCAGUACGAGAGAAAGGAAGGCAGCUCGCAUACUUGGACUUAUUUUAGGUGCUUUUAUGAUAAGCUGGUUACCCUUUUUUAUCAAGGAACUUGUUGUAGGGCUUAGCCUCUGCACUGUAUCCCCACAAGUGGCAGACUUUUUAACCUGGCUAGGCUAUGUCAAUUCUCUUAUUAACCCUCUUCUUUAUACAAGCUUCAAUGAUGAUUUUAAGUUAGCCUUUAAAAAACUUAUCCGAUGCAAAGAGCACUCUUAAAACACACAAGUAUUCAAGCACAAAGUAUGACUGACUUAUAGGCCUUAAUGAUGAAAACUAAAUAAAAUGCAAGAUUGCCUUUUUGGUAAGGGGAACAGUAAUUCAACAUUUUUAUUUUCUUUUGCUUGUUGUUGAUCUUUAUGUCUUGUUAUGUAAUGCAGUCUUCUACCUCCGUUGUUUAAAA
Molecule: messenger RNA, 1661 nt
Organism: Pelobates fuscus (common spadefoot toad)
Lineage: Eukaryota; Metazoa; Chordata; Amphibia; Anura; Pelobatidae
Gene: HTR1E
Product: 5-hydroxytryptamine receptor 1E
Exons: 2
Coding region: 383-1477 (364 amino acids)
Biological process (GO): adenylate cyclase-activating adrenergic receptor signaling pathway; G protein-coupled dopamine receptor signaling pathway
Cellular component (GO): plasma membrane
Molecular function (GO): dopamine neurotransmitter receptor activity, coupled via Gs; G protein-coupled serotonin receptor activity
Source: RefSeq, a predicted model, not a curated record